Messenger RNA from Saccostrea cuccullata (small rock oyster), 1677 nucleotides. Its product is annotated as carboxypeptidase B-like. The record is from RefSeq and is a predicted model, not a curated record. Bases 238 to 1563 code for a protein of 441 amino acids. The transcript is spliced from 11 exons. Lineage: Eukaryota; Metazoa; Mollusca; Bivalvia; Ostreida; Ostreidae. Gene Ontology annotation, biological process: proteolysis. Gene Ontology annotation, molecular function: metallocarboxypeptidase activity; zinc ion binding.
UGCAAUAUCAUCGAUAUCUAUGCCAUCUUUUAUUCUUAUCUAAUGUAAUAUUUACUCUGAACAUUAAAUGAAAGUUUCUAAGUGUCAAACACUCAAUGUUACAUAAUUACCUACGUGUAUCUCCGCUAUAUUCAAGAGAAAACGUAAAAACUGCAUUCCAUCAUUAUAUGGGAACCUCAGAUCAUUAAGACAGGGAUAAAACCAGACGUACAAAUAUCUUAACCAUCACUGUACAAAAUGGAGGGAGAAAUUUGGACGUUUGUGAUCUUCGUGAUACUGUCUGUAGGAUCAGUUCCGAUCCAGAAUCCCAGAAAGACAUAUCAUCUAGAUAAAUUGGUUCGUGUUCACCCCACAACAAAUGUCCAGGUGCGAGCUUUAGAAAGACUCCAGGACAAUCCGAUUCUCAAGAUUGACUUUUGGAAGAGACCGCAUUUAAACACUGAUGUAGAAAUUCACGUGCCUAUAAAAAUGUACAAUUACGUCACAAAGAAGCUGUCACGUGUCGGCCUACAGCCAAUCAUUUUAGUCUAUGAUUUACAAAGUGUAAUCGACCAGGAACAGUCAUCCAUGCAGAAUCCUGAUUACGUCAUUGACUCAGCAGGCGCCAUUAUAACUUCAUUAAGUCAUGCCAUAAACCAGGAUAUCGUGGGAAAAUUCGCAAGACAUUCCGAGAUUGACAGCUGGCUUACCAGCAUGGCGUUACAAUACCCCACACUCGCUAAAGUGGAGUCCUUGGGUACGUCACACGAGGGUAGAGACAUGAAAAUCAUAAAGCUUGGCAAAAACGAUGAAGGACGGGCUAAGCCAGUGAUUUGGAUCGAGGCUGGGAUUCAUGCUAGAGAAUGGAUCGCACCUGCCACCGCCAUUUACACAAUAAACAAGUUGUUGACGGAGUACGGGUCAGAUUCUGACGUGACUCGGUUAAUGGACGAGUUUGAUUGGCACAUCAUCCCCUCCGCCAACCCUGAUGGUUACGAGUACAGCCAUACUACGGAUCGACUAUGGAGAAAGACACGGAGCCGACAGUCUGGUCGGUGUGUAGGAGUUGACCCUAACCGGAACUUUGACAUUUCCUUUGGAGGUGCGGGUACUAGCACCAAUCCCUGUAGCGAUAUUUAUCCCGGAACCAGAGCCUUCUCCGAGUCAGAAACUAGCAACAUCCGUGACGCCAUAUUGACAGAGAGAGCCCGGAUCAAGCUGUUUCUCUCGUUCCAUGCUUACUCCCAGCUCUUAUUGACGCCGUACGGAUACACCAACACCAAGCCCUCAGAUAAUGAAGAGAUGAUGCGUGUAGCGGAAGCUGGCAUGGCGUCAUUGAAAACAAUUCAUGGAGAGGUGUACACCGCCGGAACGCCACCUGAUCUACUGUACGCUGCAUCUGGAGGAUCCUAUGAUUGGGCGAAGUCAGUGGCGGGAAUCAAGUAUGCGUACACUUACGAGAUGAGACCGGCGGAAGCUAGUUUUGGACAAUCCGGAUUCAUCCUGCCCGAGUCAGAAAUUAUACCGAACGCCGAGGAAGUCUGGGCUUCAUUGGUUACCAUAGCGACGGAGAUUCAGUACUAGAGGAAGUGUUUUGCCGAUUUCCCGAGGUUUAAUGGAUUUUCAAAGAUGAUGACAAAGAAAUACAUCACAUUCCAAUGAGAGGCGAUAACUAUAGAUAAAUUGUACAAUAAAAGA